CCCAACUUCGUUUGUUCUGCUUCCUUAACCCUCCAAUCCUGUUUUUCCUCCCGUCCUGGCGAAAUGUAUCCGCCCUGCUGUCAGUCUUCCCAAACUGGUCGCUUGUUUUCUGUCCCAGCGGAGAAAGGAGCGAUCGAGCUUUACAUUAUUGAAAGAACAAAUUCAAGCUGUGAAACGAUGCCUUCUGAUUGACAACAGCAGCAGUAACUGUCCAUCAUGAACAGCGAGGAAGAGUUUUAUGAUGCUGAGACAGGUUUAGAAUCAGACGACUCGUGUGAAGUCAGCUUUAAAGAUGCCUGUGUCUAUGAGAGCAAGCAGACGGUGAAUGGCAAGGUGCCAUCUGAAAAUGGAGCAUGGGAGAGGCGGACUACUCUGCCAGCGCCCAUGUUCUCCAGAAAUGAUUUUAGUGUAUGGGGCUUUCUGAAGAAAUGCAUUGGAAUGGAGCUGUCCAAGAUAACAAUGCCUAUUGUUUUCAACGAACCGCUGAGCUUCUUGCAGAGGAUUACAGAGUACAUGGAACAUACAUACCUCAUCCAUAAAGCUUGUACACUUUCUGAUUCAAUAGAGCGGAUGCAGCUUGUUGCCGCAUUCGCCAUUUCUGCUGUUGCGUCACAAUGGGACAGAACUGGGAAACCUUUUAACCCUUUAUUAGGAGAGACUUUUGAACUUACAAGGGAUGAAGAGGGUUACCGCAUGAUCUCAGAACAGGUGAGCCACCAUCCACCAAUCAGCGCCUUCUACUCUGAGUCCCUCAAUCAGGACUUCUCGUUUCACGGCUCCAUCUACCCUAAACUCAAAUUCUGGGGGAAGAGUGUGGAGGCAGAGCCUAAAGGCACUAUGACACUUGAGCUUUCCAAACACAGAGAAGCUUACACAUGGACGAACCCUAUGUGCUGUGUGCAUAACGUUAUUCUGGGUAAACUGUGGAUUGAGCAGUAUGGGACAGUGGAGAUUGUCAACCACAGCACUGGGGACAAGUGUGUGCUGAAUUUUAAGCCAUGCGGCAUGUUUGGCAAAGAGCUGCAUAGGGUAGAGGGACAUAUCCAGGACAAGAGUAAAAAGAAACAUCGGGUUAUCUAUGGGAAGUGGACUGAGUGCGUGUAUAGCAUUGAGCCAAAAGUCUACGAAGCCAACAAGAAAGCAGAGAAGAAAAGUGGAGGAGAUUCCAAGAAACACAAGCAGGAGCAGAGUACAGCGGGUGAUGAUGCAGAUGAAAUGCCAGAUGUUCAGGAGACGGUCACUAUGAUCCCAGGCAGUUUGCUGCUAUGGAGAGUAGCCCCUCGACCGCCAAACUCGACAGAGAUGUAUAAUUUUACCAACUUUGCCAUGACACUAAAUGAACUGGAGCCUGGCAUGAUUGGAGUCAUUGCACCGACAGACUGUCGUUUGCGGCCUGACAUCAGAGCUAUGGAGAAUGGGGAUAUCGAUACCGCAAGUCGAGAGAAAGAGAGAUUGGAGGAGAAGCAGAGAGCUGCCAGAAGAGAGCGUGCUAAAGACGAGGAAGAAUGGUCUACGAGAUGGUUCCAGCAGGGCAAGAAUCCGUACACUGGAGCUGCAGACUGGAUAUACAAGGGUGGUUACUUUGAAAGGAAAUAUCCUCACCUUCCAGACAUCUACUGAUUCGGUUUGGAAGACUGAAAGAGUCUUGAGAUUCAUCCUUUGCUCUCCAUCACUCAAUCCAUAUCAUCUCAUGUCCUUAAGCCCUUUUCAUAUUUUGUAUUGCAAUGUGAGAUUCAUAUGAACAGUUUUUGAACAAAUCCUCUCCUUGAGUUCUAAUCUUCACUAGAAUCUGGAAAUUCAGUGUGAAUGGAUUUAUUUAUUUUAAAAGGUAGAGAAUGCCUUAAUUAUUCACUGUUAAACAUUCUGUGCAAACCUCAGUGUGUUUAGAAAUCGCUAGUUUAUGUACAGUGUGUGCUAAUUUAGCUUUCCAUGUGUCUUGCUAGUUACACUCAGGUGUUUAUUUUAUGGGUACAAGUGGUUAGUGAUGGCAUCGAGGCAGUGCCAUCUGUGAAGAUUUUUUUGUGUCAUUUUUUGAAAUGUGAGGCUGCUCAGAACCUAUUAGCAGAGCAUAAUUUUGUGUUUUUUUGUUCAAAGUAAUGCUAUUUUAUCAUCUCUAUUAUAUGCUUUUUCCUUAUCUCAAAAAUAUGACCUCUGUUUUCGGUAUGCAUGAUGUGCAGGAACUUCACAUUUAAAGAUUCUGCCUGAUUUUGAGUACCUGGAAUGAAAACGUAUCCCACUUUUCUUUUUUUAUUUCUUUUUUUUUUUCUCAGAAAUUAGGGUUAUAGCUCACUGAUAGUCUCUUGGGCCAUUUCUCAGCAUCUCCAUGGUACAGGGGAGUUUACUAAACCUAAUGUUCUCAUUCCUCACACAAUUUAGAUAUAUUUUAGAUCUGUUUUGUUUUUGUUUGACAGACAAAAAUGAAAGCUGCUCAUGAAAAAUGUUUACUGGUAAAAAAAAAAAAAAAAAGAAAAAAAGAAAGGGAUGUUUUUUAAUUGUUAAAAAACUUAUAACACGAAUAACACAAAACCUAUUACACCCUAGCAUUGAUGUUUUGAGUGUGUUUAUGGUUGCCAAAGCGAAUUUUCUCUUGUAGAAACUAAAGCCAUAUAACUCAUCAGGACUGCAUAGUUGAGUGAUAUAGUACAUCCUGGUGAAUGAAGUGGAGAUGGGUGCUAAUAUUUUAUUUAAAUUUUUUUCUUCAGCACUUAAUGGCUCACAAAUGUCAAGGUGCUUCACCUUAGACCACACACACACACAAACACACACACACACACACACCACAUAUAUAUAUAUAUAUAUAUAUAUAUAUAUAUAUAUAUAUAUAUAUAUUCACAUGUACCAAAAAUGCUUAGAAUGUGCUUCAUUGUUCACAUGCUUUUUGCCAUACAGCAAAUUUCAUUCUGCAGCAACUCAUUUUUUUCCAGAGAAACAAAUUGUAGACAAUGACCUCAGUGAAUCAUGAAAGUGAUUUUUGAAAGUGAAAUUUAUUUUGAAACUUUAAAAAAUACUGUGAUUUUAACACUCACGAAUCUCUGAAGCUAUGCAAACAUUAAUGGGAAUAUCUGUAUGUAUGAAUUGUACAAUUUAAUGUGUCAAUAAUCUCCACUGUUUAUGUAAAAUACUUUGGUUGACCUAGCGCAAAGGUGUCAAGCAUGCUAGUACUUUUUCUGACUGUUUUUCACACUAUAAUUGGCUGUUUUGCACAGCCUAAAGUUGUUAAGGUGGAGAGACCGGUGUAUGUGACUGCAGUGAUUAAUAACACUGUUAUAUAGUUAUUAGAAUCGUUUAUCUACGCUUAAUGAGAGCUCAUUAUCUAUUGUGCAGCACAAGAGUAUUUAUCUUUAAUAUGUUCCAUGUAGUGCAUACAAUUCCAAAUGCCAAGCUUCGGGCCAUGGCAUACUUUAAAUGAAAGAGGUAACUACAAUUUAUUUCCCUCUUUAUUUUCUACACUAUAUUGUGGCAUGUCUAAACAUAAAUUAUUUAAUCUCACUAUCGAUGCUUACUAGUGGUAAGAAAUAUGAGUAUUUAUUCCACCAGCUUCUAACGUCAAGUCUUUUAAAGCCCUUCAAAUCAUGAGACAUUAAAAAACAACUUAUCCCCAAUUGUCUCAUGAUUUUGUGCCAUGCUUAUCAGCUAUUCCUGUAGCAAUCACAUCAAGUUGAUAUACAAGUAAACCUGGUCACAGUGAAUGCAACUAUGUAAAGUAAACAUACACUGAGAUUUUUCAAGUCAUUCUGUCGGUGUUCUUAAGUUGUUGAUAAUGGUCGUGACACUAGGGAUUGAUCGUUUCUGUUGUGAAUUUCACAGAUAGAAACCCAUAUUUAUGUCACUAUGGUGCUAUGAUGGCUUUACAUAAUUGUACAUGAUGUACUGUGACUUUUUACUACAUUUGUAUAGAUCACAUGAAAUGCACUUAAACUGUCUUAUGAAUCUGCUUAUUUGUAAACUAGCAAUAUUAUUAAUAUAUGUGAGACCUCACUAAUUAAAGAAAUUUCAUUUUGCUCUUUUGGGUUUGAAGGAAAUCGACAAGUAUCAGUUCAAAAUUUCUGACAAAAAAUUUGUGAGAUGCUUCAGCUUCAGGUAUAUGAUGGUGACAAUGUUUGUGAAAUAUUAUCUGUUGUUUUGCAUCAAUUUGACCUAAAAUGUGAACUGAUCUACAUCAAACUCAAUGUCAUUAAACGUAUAACAGAAAAAAGUAAUACAAA
Carassius gibelio (silver crucian carp) is the source of this 4205-nucleotide messenger RNA. RefSeq names its product oxysterol-binding protein-related protein 2. Gene Ontology annotation, cellular component: cytosol; intracellular membrane-bounded organelle; membrane. NCBI's taxonomy places the organism in Eukaryota, Metazoa, Chordata, Actinopteri, Cypriniformes, Cyprinidae. Gene Ontology annotation, molecular function: cholesterol binding. The transcript is spliced from 14 exons. The record is from RefSeq and is a predicted model, not a curated record. The coding region runs from base 217 to 1620 and encodes 467 amino acids.